This is a messenger RNA of Anisakis simplex (herring worm), 222 nucleotides long. The record is from the annotation of a GenBank genome assembly. NCBI's taxonomy places the organism in Eukaryota, Metazoa, Nematoda, Chromadorea, Rhabditida, Anisakidae.
AUGAUAAGAACGAUAAGAAAUAUUAGUGAUAAGAAUGAUAACAGUGAAGUUAGAAAAGGGGUGUCGUACGUUGGUGUUGGCGUCAGCGCGGUAGUGAUGGAAGGCGAACGUGCACGCGUGCGUGCGCGACAGUGGUGGGCGGGGCUAGCGUUAAUUAUUAUUAUAGUUAUUGUUAUUGAUUAUUAUUAUUUAUUAUUAUUAUUGGGCUCUCUUUUUUGUUAG